AUGGGGAAAUGCAACGGGCGAUGCACGCUGGUUGGAUUCUGCUGCCUUCAGCUGAUAGCAGCGCUGGAGAGGCAGAUCUUCGACUUCCUGGGCUAUCAGUGGGUGCCCAUCCUGGCUAAUUUUUUACACAUUAUGGCUGUCAUCCUGGGCAUCUUUGGGACCAUCCAGUACAGAUCCAAAUACCUCAUAAUGUAUGCAGCGUGGCUGGUGCUGUGGGUUGGAUGGAACGCAUUCAUCAUCUGCUUUUACCUGGAAGUUGGACACCUGUCACAGGACCGGGACUUCAUCAUGACCUUUAAUACCUCGCUGCACCGCUCGUGGUGGAUGGAGAAUGGGCCCGGCUGCCUGGUGACGCCGGUGAUGAACUCAAACCUGGCCCCCGAGGACCAUCACGUCAUCACGGUCACCGGAUGCCUGCUCGAUUACCAGUACAUCGAGGUAGUGAGCAGCGCCAUGCAGAUAUUCCUUGCGCUCUUUGGAUUCGUCUAUGCCUGCUAUGUCAGCAAAGUGUUUAUGGAGGAAGAAGACAGCUUUGACUUCAUCGGAGGAUUCGAUUCCUACGGCUACCAGGCCCCACAGAAGACGUCACACUUACAGCUACAGCCUUUGUACACAUCUGGGUAACUCUCUUGCGCCCUGGAAUCCGCCCCCUCCUGGAUCUUCGUGGGAAUGCGAGGUGGCGGGAGGCCCCGAACGAUUGCGAACUGUCCCGAAAGCA
Messenger RNA from Terrapene triunguis (Three-toed box turtle), 718 nucleotides. RefSeq names its product sodium/potassium transporting ATPase interacting 1 (gene NKAIN1). The record is from RefSeq and is a predicted model, not a curated record. Gene Ontology annotation, biological process: regulation of sodium ion transport. The transcript has 7 exons. Lineage: Eukaryota; Metazoa; Chordata; Testudines; Emydidae. Bases 1 to 624 code for a protein of 207 amino acids.